This is a messenger RNA of Penicillium robsamsonii, 552 nucleotides long. RefSeq names its product molybdopterin synthase catalytic subunit. The transcript has a single exon. The record is from RefSeq and is a predicted model, not a curated record. Bases 1 to 552 code for a protein of 183 amino acids. Gene Ontology annotation, cellular component: cytosol. Lineage: Eukaryota; Fungi; Ascomycota; Eurotiomycetes; Eurotiales; Aspergillaceae. Gene Ontology annotation, molecular function: molybdopterin synthase activity. Gene Ontology annotation, biological process: Mo-molybdopterin cofactor biosynthetic process.
AUGGCCUCCUCAGAACCAUCCUUGCAACCAGCCCAGGUCCCCGCCCACCUUGACCCAAAAACCUACCCACGCACCCACCACAAUCCAACUCAAAACAUCCACAUAACUCUAACCUACGAACCCUUAAAUGCAAAUACGUACCUAUCGCAAACCUCCUCCCCAUCAGCGGGCGCCAACAUCCUCUUCCUCGGCACAACGCGCGACACCUUCGAAGGCCGCUCCGUCUCUCAGCUCAGCUACACGACCUACCCGCCUCUAGCAUUGAAGACGCUAGCUGGGAUCGCCGAGGCUGCCGUGAAGACGCAUCGGCUAGAGGGUGUGAGUAUUGCGCACAGACUCGGGACUGUGCCGAUUGGAGAGGCGUCGAUCGCUAUUGCUGUUAGUGCGGGACAUCGGGGUGCGGCGUGGAGGGCGGGUGAGGAGGUGCUUGAGGCUUGUAAGGAGAAGGCGGAGAUCUGGAAGAGGGAGGAGUUUGUUGACGGGGGGAUGGAGUGGAGGGCUAAUGCGGAUCGGGAUGCUGAGGGGAGGAGUUUGGGGAAGGAGGGUGUUUAG